Molecule: messenger RNA, 336 nt
Organism: Colletotrichum orchidophilum
Lineage: Eukaryota; Fungi; Ascomycota; Sordariomycetes; Glomerellales; Glomerellaceae
Product: glutaredoxin-like domain-containing protein
Exons: 2
Coding region: 1-336 (111 amino acids)
Source: RefSeq, a predicted model, not a curated record
AUGUUUGCACCAACACGACGAUUAUUUCAAAAGAUUCAACCAUGUCGGAUCACCCUCUUUUCUCGCGAUGAGUGUGGCUUGUGCGUACGGGCCAAAUCGGCACUCUCCAAUGUCUGGGAUCGCAGGCCGUUCGUCUAUACGGAAGUCGUUAUAACGGCGCCGGAGAACAAGAGCUGGAGGGAGUUGUACGAUUUCGACGUGCCCGUGAUCCACAUCAGCAAAGCCGAGGCCCCUGAAGAGGAUCCCAAACUCGUGGGCAAGGCCGUCAAGCUCAUGCAUCGAUUCGAACCAGCUCAAAUCGAAGCAAAGAUGGACCAGGUUGAGGGAGGAAAGUGA